AUGCUACACAUCGCUCUCGCUUGCGUCGUGCCGCAGCCAGAGAAACGGCCAACUAUGGCGGAGAUUGUUAAGAUGGUUGAGGAGAUUAAGGUUGAGCAAUCGCCCAUGGGAGAGGAUUUCAAUGAGUCGAGGAACUCAUUGUCGCCGCCAUUGGCCACCACCGAGGACGUUCGUGUUUGA
This is a messenger RNA of Arabis nemorensis, 180 nucleotides long. Lineage: Eukaryota; Viridiplantae; Streptophyta; Magnoliopsida; Brassicales; Brassicaceae. The record is from the annotation of a GenBank genome assembly.